Messenger RNA from Hyaloscypha bicolor E, 516 nucleotides. RefSeq lists its product as uncharacterized. The record is from RefSeq and is a predicted model, not a curated record. The transcript is spliced from 2 exons. Bases 1 to 516 code for a protein of 171 amino acids. Lineage: Eukaryota; Fungi; Ascomycota; Leotiomycetes; Helotiales; Hyaloscyphaceae.
AUGAGACUCUCUCUCCUUGUUAUCGCCAGUGGACUGGCAAGUGUCGCCUUUGCCCAAACGGCCGGCGGUGUCCCGUCCUGCGCGCAACCCUGCGUUGCCAAAUUCACAACUGGUUCCACAAUCGCUGGCUGCAAUGGCCCGGACGUCACCUGCAUCUGCUCGAACAAGGACUUCCUGAAUAAUAUCGCAUGCUGCUUGGUCGGCGUCUGCAACCAAGCUGACCAGGACGCUGCUACUCUAUAUGCCCAUCAGAUAUGCGCAGCGAAUGGUGUCACCAACCUUCCAGCGUCAGUGGUUUGCUCGUCAUCUGCAACAAGCUCAACGUCAACCGCAACUGGCACAAAUGCGGUUUCGGCGGCCACCACAAGCGGUACCUCAACGACAACAACGGCGGGUACCUCUGCAAGCUCCUCGAGUCCUACGGCAACAAAGAAUGCUGGGCCUCAUAAUAAUGUUGCGGGUAUCGGUGCCGGUAUUCUUGGUGGAUUGGCCGCAGUAAUGGGUGCUUUGGUGUAA